Molecule: messenger RNA, 303 nt
Organism: Naumovozyma castellii
Lineage: Eukaryota; Fungi; Ascomycota; Saccharomycetes; Saccharomycetales; Saccharomycetaceae
Gene: MAK31
Product: Mak31p
Exons: 1
Coding region: 1-303 (100 amino acids)
Source: RefSeq, a predicted model, not a curated record
AUGAUGGAAAACGCGGUUUGUUUGAAACUAAAUGAUUUUAUAGGAUGUACCCUCUACGUGUCACUUGAAAAGGAAAGAUCCUUACAAGGAACAUUAGUGGCCAUUGAUGCACAGUGUAACCUCUUAUUAGACCAUGUCUACGAGCGUACGAUUAUUCCAACUACGACGGGUAACAAGAAAAAUGACAGGUCAUUGGGGUUAGUGAGUGUUCCUAAGAGUUCUAUUAAAUCAAUUGAAUUGAAGAAGGCUAGAUUGAAUGAAUUGACGAGGUUGAAACAGGAAUUAUUGAAUGAUAUCGUUUGA